This is a messenger RNA of Zophobas morio, 7088 nucleotides long. Its product is annotated as C3 and PZP-like alpha-2-macroglobulin domain-containing protein 8. Gene Ontology annotation, cellular component: extracellular region. Bases 246 to 5438 code for a protein of 1730 amino acids. NCBI's taxonomy places the organism in Eukaryota, Metazoa, Arthropoda, Insecta, Coleoptera, Tenebrionidae. The record is from RefSeq and is a predicted model, not a curated record. The transcript is spliced from 21 exons. Gene Ontology annotation, molecular function: endopeptidase inhibitor activity.
UCCGGUGUGAUUGCAUCUCGCGUCGCGACGCUCCAAUCUCAUUUACCGAUUUAUUGAUAGCGCUCUCCAGGAGCUUUCUCGUUGUGCACUUUGUAUCAGCUGUUGCAACUGCAAGAGCUCUAUUCUGCUCCAAUUGGUAUAUGGUAGAUAAACAAGUAAAUCCUUGCUGAUAGACGUUCAUCUCUCAAAAACCAACUAGCAAGUUUCCGAUUGCUGAGUAUAAUGCUGUGAACUUGUGCUACAUAAUGGAGUUUCCUGCAGUCCUGCUGACAUUCCUGCUGAGCAAAGCUGUAAUUUCCUUCGGGGAAGACUGCACCACGGGCUUUUCCGUAGUGGCGCCCGAACUAGCCGUACCUGGAAAAACGACAGCUGUUCUGGUAACACUACACGGUCCAACGAGUCUACGACCUCUCAACGUUACCCUACGGCUCCUUCCAGAUGCUCAAAAGGGGACAAACCAACAACUCGUUGAAACCACUCAGGAAAUAAGAGGACACGGAAUUUUGCCCUUGGAAGUCCCGUUAGAAGCGUCAGGAAGCUACGUGCUGCAGACGUUAGUAAACUGUACCGGAAACGACCACUGUGAACUACAAAGCUCGUCCCAAAUGAGACUUGUCGGACCCGUCAGAGACGUCAUUAUUCGUCCUGCCAAGCAUGCCUAUAGGCCAGGAGAAACCGUAUCCUUCUGGGUAUUAGCGUUGGAUCAUGAUUUGCAGAUUGCAUCAGGUUCAAUCGGAAGCGUUAGCGUCAAAGAUCCAGCUGGAACAAAAGUAGCUUUAUGGGACCAAAUAGCAUUAGACGAAGGCGUCAAAGCAUUCUCCUUGCCUUUGUCAGAAUAUGCAAGUUCUGGGAGAUGGUUGCUACACGUCGAAGUGGAAUCCGCCGAGUUUUCAGCACCCAUUGAGAUAGCUCCGGGUGUGGGAAAUGGACUUCCUGAUGUUGCAGCAGCCGAAGAGCAUUACGUUGAAUUGCGUUUCGGCAGGGAAAUGAGGCGCAGCUAUAAGCCAGGCUUACCGUUUGCUGGAAAGGUUGAAGCAAUGAGCACAGAAAAGUCGGUGAGGGUGCGUGUGAAAGUCUACGACAACACAACUUCCAUCUACAGUCAAGAUAUAGAAAUAUCCAACGGCGAGGGCACUUUCGUUGUUCCUGCUAUAUUGGCCGACAGCGAUAUUAUUGCACUACAGGCCGAGCUUGUAUCAGUCGACAGUAAAGAAAUUGAAAGCCAUUACGUGCUAGCGAGAGAACCAAUCCAUAAAUGGAACUCAUCUUCAGAUUGUUAUCUCCUGAUUGAAGGGGUCGAGCACACCCUCCAGCCGGAAGAGGAAGCUCACGUCGCCAUCCUUUCCACGUGUCCUUGCGAACGUGACCUGCAUUAUGUCAUCACCACUGACGGCCGGGUCACCGACUGGGCACAACGAAGAUACGAAGAUCCUGUUCCUCCGGCAACUUCCGCUUCCGCCGGUGCUGUUUGUCGUCUUAAUUUCAGUUUCACAGUUCGCUCCGUAAUGGCUCCAGUGAGCCAACUGCUGGUCUACUACGUUACUCCCCAAGGAGAACCCGUCAGUGACGUAAUUAGUUUUGACGUUAAGUUGCUUCACAGACAGAUUUACGUAAACUUAGAAGAGCGAGAGUGGUGGUUACCGGGUCAGUCUUUGGAUUUAGAAGUGGUGGCUGAACGUUCGUCUCUCGUUUGCCUAUUAGGCGGUCGUUCAGGAGGAAACGGAGACAUUAAAUUCGAUCCUCGAAUUAGCGAAGAAAGAGAGCCAGCAUCGGUAGCCGGAGAAAUUGACUUCCUGGAGGCGGGAGUUUCGUUCUUUCAACGACAAUGCGUAAAAAGAGGCAAUUCUGGAAUAUCGGCGGUGUCCUACAGACAAAGAGGCUCGGGUGCAGGGCCGUCCAACCGGAGAAGACCUCCUGAAAGUCUGGUGGGAGGCGCCCCAUUCGAUCAACUUUGGCUUUGGAAGUGCUUUAAUUAUUCGUCAGAAAUUGCGUCCACUGGACUGACUAUUUCGGCGCCUCAAGAAGCUGGUAAAUGGUCUCUGUGGGCCUUAACUGUGUCUAGCAAUGGGCUACGAUUUUCUUCGUCCGUGAACGUCCAAGUUUUCAGACCUCUACAGGCGGAAUUCCAUUUACCUCCUAGUUUGAGAGUUCGGGAAACUUUGGAAGUCGACAUUAAGAUUGGAAAUAACAUAAACUCCUGUAUGGACGUAACCGCUCUCUUGGCUUUAAGCGAAGGUGCACAGUUUUUAAGUAACGGAUUACUUUACGUUACCGAAAGACUUAGAUUAGGACCACAUGGUGCGACGUCUUUGGUAGUACGGCUUUUGGUAACGACGCCAGGUUUAAAAAAUAUGACAGUUGAAGUUAACGGUUACACCAGUCCUUCCUGUGAAGGUGUAGAGAAACCAGGGAACACAUCUCUGGCAGGAGCUGUUCUUCGUUCAGCGACAAUUAAAGUUUAUCCCGAAGGAAUUGUGCGAACAGACACGGAGAGUGCUUACUUUUGCGCGAACGAAAACUUGGUAAUUUCCACAGCCGACAAAUAUAAAUAUGAAUGGGUAGCGGCCCCACGCAAUCACGAGGGUAUAGUUUUGGAGCUGAAAGCAGGAGUAUCUAAGCGAAUCGGUCCAAUUCACAUCGCUCUCGCUGAAAGCCGUUCCCCUUCUGAUAAGAUGUAUCGCUUAACCAUUGGCGAUGUGAACAACAUGAUUACAUGGAUAGGCCGCGGAAAACAUGGCUACGGAGUUCAAUUAACAAGAGUGGAAACGCCAGGAAUCUUAUCCGAGGAUGAAUGGUGCACAUUCUGGAUCACGUGGGAGAAGAACACUAUAGCCUUCGGAAACGGGUCGAUUCCCCACAACAAUACUUUACUCAAGUGGAGGAUGGACAAGAAGAUUAAAAUACAACAAGUGGGCUUUGCGUCGUCUUGGGGAAGCUCCGCAGAAUUCAGAAUAUGGAAUUUCAAUGAGGAAGCCGGCUUUUCGCAAGUUCUCCAUUUGGACACGCCAAAAUCGGUCGUUCCAGGUUCGGAAUGGGGAAAGUUGCUCGUAGCGGGAGGUUUAGCUCUGCCGGCCAUAAACAAGAAAAUCGAAGGUGGCGGACUUUCCGGUGCUUUGGCUGCUUUAACUCCGCUUUUAACUUUGCAACAUCUCGGCAAGAAAGCCAACAAGACCGAACGCCUGCAAGCUUUGCAGAGUUUACCUGGUAAUAUACAAACCAUCCUUUCCUAUCGCAAGGUUGACAACUCUUUCAGCGAGCAUCAAAUGCUGGGAAGUCAUUCCGCCACUGUGACGAUUUUAGAAGCAUUGACCAAGGUCCAGACAUAUUUCAGCAUCGAUCCUGAUCUAAUCCAAGCCAUCAAGCGUUGGGUGCAACUCCGCCAAGAAGACGACGGUCGAUUUACCCCGCUUCCCGCGGACAUAAAAUUACCACUAUCCAAACAUUCCGAAUUUAUGCGAAAGAACUUAAGCUCGGAAACUGCUCUACUCGAGCACGUUGUCGAAAUUACCGCCGACACGGUCAUAGCGUUGUACGAAAUCGGAAUAGAAAGCGACGUCGAUUCCGACACGUUGCAAAAAGCAAAAAUAUUUUUAGAAAACAGCUUACCUAAGCUGCAAAGACCCGAAACGAUAGCUGUUGUGGCAUUAGCUUUAGUUCUGGUCCGCAGUGCCACCGCGUCCUGGGCAAUCGAGAAAUUAAGGAACGUCUCCACAACAGAAGAUGGGGAAUUCGGUUGGCCGCAUUUCGUUCCACGACGAGACGCCGCCGAUUGGCUGUAUGAAUCGGAGGCAGGAAAAACACUUAAAGAACCGUUAGCAACCACCUUGGAUGAAUACAAAGCCUCCCUUCACGCGCUAUCCACUUUCUGCAUAAUCGGGGAUUUGAAAUUUGCUGAAAGUGUGGCGCGGUAUUUAUUCUAUCGAUCUCACAUGCUAGAUAAACAUCCCGAAUUACUGUAUCAGGCUGUAAAAACUUUCACUCAGUACGAUCUAUUAGCGAGAGAUCGACAUAGAGCUUUAACGGUUUCACUAGCAACUUCCGGAAUGGAACUUACAGACACUUUAGAGCUGAAGCCAGAUAAGCCAUCGCAAAGACUACACUUGCCUAGUCUUCCUACCAAAGUUUUUGUCUACGCAACAGGAGCUGGAUGCGCUACUAUACAGGGUAAAGUAUCGUACUCAACCUACUCCAUUAAGAAUACAACACCACUGCUCGAGCUAUGGUCAGGAGUAAUUCAAGAAAUUCUGCCUGAUCGCAGUUCUGUCGAUGAAAUAGAAGGAAAACUUCCCAUGCUUAAAUUAAAAACAUGCUUCAGUUGGAAGGGUUUAACGCCCUCCGGUAUUUUGCGUCUGGAAAUUUCUCUGUUCUCGGGCUACGAACUAGCUACAACUCCUCCACAGCUAUUGAAUCCACCAGAAGAUAUGUCUGAAAUGCAACAUAAUUUCCACGACAACAAAUUGUGGUUUAUUUUUGCCAAUAUUUCUACUUUAUGCCCGGUUUGCGUACAAUAUAUGGCUCGGAGCGCCUUCGUAAUUUCUUCCCUUCGUCCAGCAUAUGCCAAGGUAUUUCCUGCAGGUAGACAGGAUUUAGCGGCAGAAACCUUUUUCCAUACGAAAAUUGGAAGCAACUUGUUAAAAUCGAUAACCGAAGAUGAUUUGAUUACAUGGUUUGGUAAAAAUAAAACUAGCAGUAGUCAACCGUAUUUUCAGGUCCCUGAAAGCUGUGUAAGAGAUAUUUUGCCAACUACGACCUCAACGGUUAGUACUACAAGUAACACUGCUUCCAGCACUGUCAGUACUACAACUGAUUAUGCUCCAGUACCUUCACCAAAACUAGAAGUUCUUAGUGUUGCAACUUACACGAUUAAUGUUGAUAAUGAUUCCAUAUCAAAUGUGAAUGACACUAAAAAAUAUCAAAACUUAACAUCAAUUACUUCUACAAGUUCGACUAAAAUCUAUUUAAAAACUACCGAAAGCACAAUCGAAGAAAAUGUAAUACCAAACGAAGAAUCUUUUAAGAAAAAACAUUCUUUAAGCAAAGAAAAGAUUGCUGUAUCGAUAUAUAACAACAUAACCGAGAAUUCCACUGAUAUACCAAAUAUUACAACACAUGUGAAUACGUCUAGUACAACUCCUGAUUCUACAAUAUCUACAAAGCCACCAAGGAAUCUUGUCGCAGAGAAAAAUAUUUCACCGCCAAAGCAUGUAAAUACUGUGUUACACAACAUUCCCGUAAAAUACAUAGAAAAAGGGACAGAGAGGCUCUCAGAGGAGUCGUUAGCGACAUUUGCUCCUGAAAUAAAAAAUGAUCAGUACGUGCUUUUAGAUAAGGAAGAACUUUGGGGUAUGUUAAAAGAAGUCGUUGACGAUCAAUUAAGAAAGAAGGCGAACUCCAAAAUUGCUGAUGGAGAGAAAUUACGAAGUCAAGGUUUCACGUAAUUAUUUCCUUCGUUAUUAAAGUGAAAAUACGUGUUGUGAUUAGAGUAUAAUUGAUGAUCUCGUUUUCGAUUUGUAAAUUGUACAUAACGUAGACGAUAAACUUUGUGCUGAGUUUAUUGAUCGGAAUGCAGAUAAUGCUUGGAUAUUUAUGUAGACUCAACCACAAUUAGCAAUAUUUGUAAGUGUCUUUUGGUAUUAAAAUCAAUUACACAAUCAACACACUCGGUGGAGAGAAGUGAGUAAUUUGUUAACAUAUUUCUUGUUACUAGAAUGUGCCAGCGAUGUAACGUCAAAAAUGUGAUUCCAAAUCUGUAGAUUGUUGUGUAUCUUAUAAACAAUGUUGUUUACAGCAAAAUCCAUUUUAAAAAUUAUACUCAAAUGAUGUUGUUUAAAAUCAUUCAUUAAAAGGAAAAGAGAGUGUUGACAAAUUCUUAAUUGUAUUUCUAUUAUUGAAUCGUAAGGAUUUCAAGUAUUGUGAAACCUACACAUUCACAUUUUAACUUUUUUUCAAUUUAAUAAAUUUAAAUGAUAGACGUUUAAUUAUAAUGUACAACUUAAAUCAAUACAUUAAGUAUUUAUACAUAUUUUACUUUUAGUAAUAACUUACUUAACUAUAUUUAUUUUACAAAAUACUCACUUCAUUAAAUUUUACCCUUCAUCUUUAUGAAAAGCGACAGAGAUUUAUUUAUUAAUAAAGUAUGAUCAAGUACCGCUUCAAAAUCAAAGGGAAACAGAUUUUUAAAUAUAAUUUCCAUGAAUUUCUUCCAAGACAAACUUAGUAUUUAUAAUUUGUUAGACUUUCGUAAAGGUAGUAUAACGUUAUAAUAGCACUGUUAUAGCUCUUUUAAUUUUAUUUUAUAAAAGUAAAACUAUAAAACGGAAUUUUUACAUAGUAACAACUUCGCGUAAGAUAAACAUAACAUAAUACGUUUAGUUACAUGUGUACAUAAGAAAAGUGUAAAUUAUCCGCCCAUUAAUUAUAAACUGAAAUCAUUAAAAUGGUAAUUGUAAGAAUUAAAUGUCAGCUGUAAUUUAGACGUUAAGAAUUCUUUACUGUACAUACAGCGCAAAUAAGCAAAAUGUGACGCAUUUUUAUAAAUGUGCCAAAUCGUUCACAUUUCGUUGAAAAAUAAUCCCAAUUAUAGGGAAUAGAAUUUAUUUUCAACCGAAUUAUUUACAAUAUUUUUGUGAUUUAUUUUACUCGUGUACCUGUAUAAUUUGAUAAUUACAUCUACGUUGCCAAAUAUAGCACUAGACAAUUAAAAGUAGUAUGUACUUCACCUUUUGUUACUUGUAAGAUUUAUCCAAUGAACAUCGAAAUUUUUAUAACCUUACCAUUUCGAAUUCAGAAUGUAUAUAUAUUUUUUUUUAUCAAGUUGAUAAUACUUUACAUUUUUGCACAAACUUUUGUACCUUACACUUUACAAAUUGUCACGAUUGACACUUAAAUACAUCUAAUAAGUAAAGUGAAACAUGUACACUGCUCACAAUUAUUAGCAUAUAGGAGAAAACAAUAUUAUUUUCUCAGUACUAAUGCUUCAGCAAAGUUGUAUAAUGCAUUUUAGCUCUAUUUUAAAUACAAACUGUACGUAUUCAUGUCAUAUCAAUGUUGUAUGAUUUAUCAGUUCAAUAAAUUAUGAUUUUUUAAAA